Molecule: messenger RNA, 615 nt
Organism: Trypanosoma brucei brucei TREU927
Lineage: Eukaryota; Euglenozoa; Kinetoplastea; Trypanosomatida; Trypanosomatidae
Exons: 1
Coding region: 1-615 (204 amino acids)
Source: RefSeq, a predicted model, not a curated record
AUGUCUCUUUUUAUCAUUUCCUGCACGAUCACAUUUGCAUACUUUGGCUUCUACCAAAUGCGUUUGCCCCGCACCAGUUUCUUUCUUUUUGUUUUUUUUCGUUAUUUUGUUGGCGCUGUUGAUCUUAUUUUUGUGUGUUUGUGCUUCUCCCCCUCUCCUCUCUCUUUCCCUCUUUUGAAUGAUGCGAUGUGUUUUGUGUCUUUGCUUCAACCCAUAACAUUGCUUUCAUUCAACAUCCUUGUUCCUAUAUACGGACAUGGCACCUUUGUGCCCCUUCUUUUCCAUUCUCUUUCCAAAAAAAGACAAAACAAUAAAAAUGUGCAACUCCCUGUUCCUGUGUUGGUUGAAUUGUGGGACAGUUCUUGCUAUUCAUUCAAAAUAUUACGUUUCUUUAAACUGAGGGGAGCGACGUUGCCGUCAUUUGCAUCAGUCCCUUACCCUCCUCCUCUCUUCCAUGUUGUUAGACUUUCAUGGAGUAAUGAAGCUCAAAUAUUCUUAUUACGCAUGUGUCUCCGGUACGUUUCAUAUGUUUUUCGUUUCUCUCCGUCUUUUUCUUUUCUUUUUUCUCCCUUUUCUUUUUCCCCAUGCGGGUGUGACAUGGCUUUGUCGCGUUGA